CGUUUGUCUAUUAUUAAAGAAAUGUAAAAUUAGUUCCUAAAAAACGUGGGAUAAGAAAGAUCGGAAAAAUUUGCACGUAAAUAAGAAUAUAAUAAUUUUUUUCUUUAAUUUUCAAGGACAAUAACGCUCUCCCAGCCAUUUUUUCGCCACUUUCUAAAAGAACUAGAUUCGGUCGGCAAAAUCAGUUAUAAUAUGAAAAUAAUUUAGUUUAAAUUUCAGAAAUAUUUUUUAUUUUAAAUUUAAUUAUAAUUUUAUUAAAAAGAAUUUAAUGGAAUUUUUUGCAAUAUUAAAUCGUUUUUUUUCUUGUGAAUAAAAAAGUUAAUUAGAUAAUUUGGUGUUACGUAAAAAAGAAAUUUCUAAUAUUUUUUCUUAAAAUAAAAUAGUCAAAAAAAAAUUUACGAAGUUUUUUCUUGGUGAUAUUUUAGAUAAUUAAAAAAUAAAAAAAAUAUUAAAAUUUUUAUACUAAAAAUUAUUAUAAUGGAAGAGGAAAAAGUGGAAAAUGCGGCGCUAACGAAAGAUAUAAAUAAAAAAUUUCCAGAAAAUAAUGAGGAAGAGCUCGCUCGUCGUAAAUUUCCGAAUGCCGCUGAAACUAUUUCAACGCCAAAAUUACAAUCUAGCUUUUCACAAAAACUCCCAACGGAACAUAUAGCCUCUACAGCAAAAUUUCCAGUUCUGGAAAACACUGCCUCAGAUAUUGAUUUUCGUCCAAGAAGUAGUUCAGCCCGUUUAAUACCACGUCACCGUAUGGAAAGUAUAAAUGAAAAUGAAUCUCAGGCAUUUCAAUACCAAUCUUCUUCUCCUCAAACUCCAAUACCACAGAUAUCAUUGACUAGACCGCCUUUUAAUCCCUCGUCAUCAAUUCCAUUAUCAUCAACACCUCCAUCGUUAACAUCAAAUCGAAGAAAAUCUUCAUUAAUUGAAGAAAUUGACAAUAUUAAUGAAAUAGUUUCAAAUUUACAACAACGCCGAAAAUCUUUGCAAAUAAUGUUGAAGGAUCGUAAAGAUAUUUUAACGUCAACAACAUUUAGAGAACGUCCAUAUCGUCGGAGUAUAUCACAUGUACCUAUAAUUACAUAUGAAAGUUCAACGUCACCAAAUAAUUCCGAUUUUUCCAAAUUCAAUAGAAAAUUAUCGCAGACAUCUCAAACAUCACAAACAAGUGAUUUUACACCAGAAAUGUUAAAAAAUUUAACUGGUAAAAGACGACGUUCAAUGCAACGAUUAAUGGAUCACUUUCCAAGUGAAACAUCGCUAAAAGUCGAUUCAAUAAAUAAUUUCCGGGGACGUGCUAAAUCUUUGCUGGAUCCAAGGAGAUUAAUAGGAUCUAAACCUUUUGAUGAACAUCGUCGUAGUUCUCUACAAAAUUCUGCUGGUAUUUUAGAUAACAGCUUAGAAAGAGUGUUUGAUUUGAAGAAACGUCGAAGAUCAUCACAAAUGUCGAAUUUAGAAGAAAAUAGAACAAAAUCAUCUUUAUUAUCACUUGCUAAUUCUCGAAAAGAUGAAUAUAAGUCCAAACAAACAUUAAAUGAGAAUGGUAACAUUGAGACAACUGAAAAUUAUUUAGAAGAUUUCAAAUCAAAAUCACCGAACUUAGUUGAAAUUAAAAUUGUGCAAGUUCAAGUUGAUAAAACUGGUGAGCCUGAAACACCGCUUAUACCACCUAAUGAUAACAACAUACCAUUGCAGCUACAACAUUCAAAUACAACGAAUAAUAAUAAUAAUAAUAUAAAUAAUAAUAAUUUAUUGCAAAAUAAUAAUAGGAAAAGUAUUUCAAAUUUAUCGGUACGUCGUCGUAGCUCAAUAUCACAUCAAGACGGUGGUACAACUAUUACUCAAAGUACAACAUACGUUUCACCAGAUAAUAAAUUUUAUGAAGAAACUGUUGAGACAUUUCAUAUUGUCGAUGAAGAAUCGAGUAGUUCCAAAUCAUCAUCAAGUACCAAUAUUAAUAACAACAAAAUGGCACCAAAAGUUGACGCUGUAUCAAAAAUUACGGGUCAGUGGGGUAAAUGGCAAUUACGUACUGUAUUGCUGAUAUUUUUGUGCAAAAUACCGUCAUCCUGGUUUAUGGCAUGCAUAAUAUUUACAGCACCAGCUCCUAGGCAUGGAGAAUUUUAUUGCAAACCACCAGAGACUAUUGAAUCAACAAAUCACACACAAUGGAUUAAAAUUUCACAUCCGGAAAAGGAAGAAGCUGAUGACCAUGAAUUUAAUAUAGACUUUUGUAAUGUAUACCAAGAUGCAAGAGCUCAUGCGCAUGAAUAUUUUCAUUAUGAUUCAGAGACAAUGGAACCAAAACCGUGGGAAAAACCAGAAAAAAACGGUGCUGUAAUACCUUGCAAUUCAUUUGAACAUAAAGCAGAUUAUCACUCAUUAAUAACUCAAUUCGAUUUGGUUUGCUCUAGAGAUAUACUUGUAGCCGUAACACAAUUUUUUCAUCUUUUUGGUGUUUUAACUGGUGGUAUGCUAGCAACACAUUUACUAAAACAUUUUAGUCCCAAAAGUAUCAUGUUAUUCGGAAUGUUAACUCAGAUAUUCUGCGGCAAUAUGACGGGUCAUGUUGUUUCUUAUGAGUUACAUGUUUUCUUUAGAUGUCUUUCAGCUGUAUGUUGUGCUCAAAUGUAUACUGCUGGUGCAAUGAUUUUUACUGACAUAACGGGAGGUAAAUAUCGUACAACUUGCGUAUGUUUAUUCGAACAAUUUUGGUCAAUUGGUGUUAUAUUACUUCCGGCAGUCUCAAGCUUUUUUAAAAGUUGGACACAUAUUUAUAUGGCAAUUUCAUUUCCUACCAUAAUUUUAGUAUAUUUAUGGAAAUGGAUUCCGGACUCACCACGUUGGUUACUGCAACGGGGGCGAUUGCAUGAAGCUCGAGAAAUUUUAAUACAAUGUAUUGAAAUUAAUGGUACACAAGAUAGUCUUCCACUUGAUAUAGAUCAUCAAUUAAAACAGCAAUCAAUCGAUUUAAUCAAUGCACCACCACCAGCCGGUUGGUGGACUAUAUGGAAGGGUGAACGAGCUGUUUUGCAUAUGAUUUGUGUUCAUUUGGCUUGGUCAAUUUAUAUUGUUAUUUAUUAUGGAAUGUUAUUAAAUAUUAGGGCAUUUUCAAGAGAACAUUUAGAGGUUAAUACAGUGAUUGCAGGGUGCAGUGAAAUUAUAGGUACAUUUAUAGGUUUAUAUUUAAUAUUAAAUACAUCAAUUAAGUGGCAAGCUACUGGAAUAUUUAAUAUUAUUGCUGGUUGUAUAGCUUAUUUAGCAUGGAUAAUACCACCUGAAAUUAAAGGUAAUAAUAGAGUCGCAUUAUUGAUGUUAUCAGCUAUGAUAUCAAAAAUUGCUAUAUCAUGUACUCUGUCAAUAUUAACAACAUGUACAGUAGAAUUAGUAAGUGAUGAAAAGAAAAAAAUAUGUGCCUAUUCAACAAUUGUAUGGGCUAGAAUAUGGUUACUAACAGCACCAUUUGUUGGUGCUACUAUUAUUUUUGGUCAAUUAAUACCACAAACAUGUUUUGCUUCAUUGGCAAUUGUUGGUGGAAUAUUAACUACAUGCAUAAAUAGUCCAAGAACGAUACCACAAUCAUCACCUCAAACAAAAGUACCUAAUACUAAAUUAAAUUCAAAUCUACCUCCGGAAUUAAUGCCAGGUAUAUGGACAAUUAAACAUCAUGAUGAAAAAUACCGUAUUUGAUGGUUAAUGAAUGAUAGCAGCAAUACUAAAACAUCCUACGUUUAGAAAUAUUGUAAUAAUAUAAAAAUUAUUUUUAGUUGUUAUAGAUUUUAAAAUUAUAUGGAUAUAUUUAUAUAUUAUGCGAAAAUAUUCACCAUAAAUGAAGAGUGAUUUUUAAUUUGUACACCUAGGAUAAUUUUUAACAAAAUAAUUUGAUAUUUUUAAAAUGCAAUAAAAAAAUUACUACUACUUAUACGAGUCGGAAGUAGUUAUGUACAUAUAAAGACAGUAAAAUAAUUGUACAAGAGUUAUUAUUAUUAAAAAUAUUAAAUAAGUUAGACAGAAAAAAAGUGAUAUUUAUUUUGUUGAAAUUACAAUGUAAUUAUAGGAAAUGUAAGUAAAAUUCAUUUGAACGGAAACGCUAAUAAGAAUAUGUACAUUUAUUGAUAAUAAAUAAAUUAUGUGACCUAAACAUCAUAUGAAAAUAUAAAAAAACCCAUAAAGAAUAAAUAUUCUUAAAAAUUUAGAUAACACAUGUAACAUAUUUUACUCAAAGAUGUAUUUGCUCCUUUCUUUCCUUUUAUAAAAUAGGCUUUUAUAAGCUGGUUUCCUUUUAUAAAAAAUGUUCAACAAUACUAUUACAACAUAAAUUAAAGAGUUUUUAUUCAGAAAUUUUACGCUAAAUACAUAAACUGUGAUAUAUAUUUAAGCCAAUACUUCCCAAUUGUAAAAUAUCACAUUUGAUUUUGAUUUACCAUUGAUUGUAUUUGCAAAAAUGCAAUUAUUAAUAAUAAAAUUAUUCAGUUUUUCUUUCGUUUAUAUUAAGUUCACAUGGUUUCAAAUGUAAUUUUAUAAAAGCAGACAUAACUUGAACACGAGUACCUGGAAAAAAAUGGCUAUAGCUUUUAUACUAUAUUAAUUGUUGCAAUAACCAUAAUAGAAAACAUUCGUAUUCUAAUUUCAUUGUUUUGAAAAAAAAAAUAUCAAAAUUUUACGAAAUACACAUAAACGUGUGUUUAAUAGUUUAAGAUAGAAAUUAAAAAAAUUUAAAAACAUUCAAAUUUUGAUGCCAAAUAUAGUAGUAUUAAAUAAUUAAAAAUUAUAUAAAAAAGAACUAAUACUCAAAUAUCUGCCUUCCAUGGGUUUAAAUAAAAAUUUAAAAAUUGAGUAUCAUUCUAUAUGUAUGUAAUAUCAGCAAGAAAAAGUGUAAAUAUUUGUUUAUAAAUAGCUAUAUUUUUCAAAACUUAUAUCAGAAAUUAUUCAAAAAUAAAAUAAAAAAUUAAUCUGUACAAAGUAGCUUAUUGAAGAGCAAAGAUACUUAUACUUUUAUAAAAUUGCAACGCUAAUAAAAAAUAUCCUCAAGUAUAUACAAGUUAAUGUUAAUUUUUUUUAUAAUAAAUUAUGCAAUUUUCAAAAAUAAUGCAUUAUUUAUACAAUUAUAACUUUAAGAAUUUAAGGAGCAAAAUAUGUUCAUGCAAAUACAUACAUAUGUAUAUAUGUAUUUCGAAAAAAAUUAAACGUAUAAAAGAAUUAAAAUAGCAAAAGUGUUUAAAUCUUUGGUGACAAUAAACAGUAACUUAGAUCGAUAUAAGAUAAAAAUCAGUUUUACUAAUUUCAAACUAUUUUCUUUUUCUUUUUUAUUUGGCAUGCACUCAUAAUUAAAAUAGCGCUAAAAGCAGUUUGACUUAGGCUACUAUUUAUUGUUGCCACAGAAAUUAUAAAAAUCAUUAUCAUAUGUUAAAGAAGACUAUUUGUCCAACUUACUUUUUAAAAACAAUAUUGGUUUGCAAAUUUAAAUAUAUGUUAUUUUAAAAAUAAUUCUUGUAAAAAUAGUUCUUUACUUUUUAAUUUCGUUAUGUAAAUUAUUAAGAAAGAUAGUUUUUAUAUUAAUUAACCUGUUUCAUAAGUUUAUUCAAUCGUCCAGUAUUGGUGUUUUCAUAUUUUUGAAAUUUUUUGACACCUGUAACGAUUAUUAAAUAACAACUAUUAUAAAAUAAACGUUAUUUAGUUAAAUUAUUUUGAACCAAGAUGAUAAAAGUGAUUUGGCUGCGAUUUAAAAAUAUUAAAUUUCAUACAAAGUUACAUAAGGUAACGAUCCUUUUAAAUUUUUCUUAAAUUUUUUUCAGAUUGUUGAACAAUACGCAUUGCAUGCAAAGGUUUGUGAGAUUAAUGAAAAAUUUUCUCAUUUACAAUAUACGAGUAAUAUUCCGAAUUUACAACAAACGCGCGGUGAAUUUUUCAUUUAACAAAAUUUUUAAUAAAAAAUUUACAAAAUUCAGGAUUCAUCGCUGACGCAGAAAUUUUGCCGGGGUAGGAUGUACAUUUUUAUUAGGAAAGAAUGUUGUUUUAUGAGUAUUUCUAAAUUAUAAGCAACUAUAUAACGUUUUUUGAUCUAAUGAAAUAAACUGUUUAUUAGUGUAAAAAAACGGAUUUUAGAUAACGAAAAGUUUUAGCGGCCAUUUUAACGGUAGAAAAAUCAUCUACUACUCGUCUGCGUUUGUAAAAGUCAAAAGAUCUUUGUGAUUUUGCUCUAAUUAACAGUUAACAAAUGACAUUUUUUAUGUUUAUGGGGGGGACUAUAACUUUUAGAGAGUUUCUUGUAAAAAUCUAUGAAAAUUUGAAAUUUCAGUUUUCUAUCUUCAAGGGUGUAGAAAUUUUGUAAGCGAGACGUAAAUAAAAUAAAGUUUUUGCAUUGUAAAUAUUUCAGCACGGUGUUUUUCGAAACAUUGAAAACACAUUUUUCUUAAAUGUAUCACAAUGCUAAAAGAAAAAUUUCAUUAUUAAAACAUUUGUAUGCAAUGAAAAAUUGCCGCAACAACAAUCGAAAAAACUUAAAAUCGUCCGAUUUUUAGGAUGUGAUUACAUCAUCAUUUAAAAAGUUUUCUAAAAGACAUAAAUUACAACUACAGAAUAUGGUGAAUUGAAAAUAUGAACUUAAGAUAAAGAACUUUUAAUUGAAUCUACAUAACAAUUGCUCACCAAUUAAAAUGGAUUCAAUGCAUAACAUUAUACUUAUGAAAGUGCACCAUUUAAUUAUGUACAACAUAUUUUGUAAAAAAUUUCCUAUGUCCUCAUAAAAAAACUGAUCCUGUGAAAAGACACUAAUAAAAUUUUAAUUUUAUUAAUACAACAGAAAAAAAUACAUACAUAAGUACCUACCUACAUAUGUACAUAUACCACAUUAUUUGUAAUAUUUUAAAUAAAGCAAUAUAAUUUUUCUAGA
Molecule: messenger RNA, 6883 nt
Organism: Condylostylus longicornis
Lineage: Eukaryota; Metazoa; Arthropoda; Insecta; Diptera; Dolichopodidae
Product: solute carrier family 22 member 3
Exons: 7
Coding region: 478-3681 (1067 amino acids)
Biological process (GO): transmembrane transport
Molecular function (GO): transmembrane transporter activity
Source: RefSeq, a predicted model, not a curated record